This is a messenger RNA of Cyprinus carpio (common carp), 1883 nucleotides long. Its product is annotated as syntaxin-17. Gene Ontology annotation, molecular function: SNAP receptor activity; SNARE binding. Gene Ontology annotation, cellular component: endomembrane system; autophagosome membrane; plasma membrane. NCBI's taxonomy places the organism in Eukaryota, Metazoa, Chordata, Actinopteri, Cypriniformes, Cyprinidae. The record is from RefSeq and is a predicted model, not a curated record. Gene Ontology annotation, biological process: intracellular protein transport; exocytosis; vesicle fusion.
AGUUCCGCAAAGAGACAUAGACGGACACAUUUUGUAGUUGCACACAGCGCAACUGUUUACAAACACAAAGUUAGCGACAGUGACUAAAAUCACCGACAGCAGGGCUUCGCUCUUUUCUCGACAGAGGAAGACUGAGUGCGUAUGGAUUCGUUAAGCCUGUGACCUUAUAAAAGAGGUCAUAAGAGCCGGUCAUGAUGGUGGAGGAGGCUGGAAGGCUUCCACUUCUGCGCCUGGAGCCCCCCAUUCAGAAAUUCAUUAAAGUGGCCAUUCCCACUGACCUGGAGAGAUUGCACCAGCACCAGCACAACAUAGAAAAGUUUCAGAGAAACAGUCAGUGGGAUAAACUCCACCAAGAGCACAUCAACUCCAGCCGCACUGUCCAGCAGUUGCGAUCGAACCUGCGGGAGAUGGAGAAGUUGUGUGGGCGGGUCCGCAGUGCUGAUGCUGAAGCUCUGAAGAAACUUGUUCAGCCAAUCAAAGAUCGAGCUUCCACUGCCAUUCAGGAGUUCCUUUGGAUUCACUCGAAUGCAGUCAAUAGGCCGGAUGCUCCAACUACUGGCAAAGACUUUCACAAAACUACCAGCACUGCCUCGGAUACGUUGCACAGAGACUGUUAUACAGGUGUACCCGGUUCCCCUGUCACUCAAACACAGCUGCUCCUGCCUGAAAUCCCUCCAGAACAGAACGCUGCCGAGUCCUGGGAUUCUUUAGCUGAGGACCUACUGGAGCUGAAUGGUUUAGUAAAUGAGUUUGCCACUCUUGUUCAUACUCAGCAGGAGAAGAUUGACAGCAUUGAGGCCAAUGUUAGCAUAGCAGCCGCUAAUGUGGAGGAGGGGACUCAGAGCCUAGGGAAGGCGGCUCGUUUGAAGCUGGCGGUUUUGCCCGUGGCGGGUGCAGUGGUCGGAGGAGUGCUAGGAGGACCGCUGGGACUCUUAGCGGGAUUUAAAAUGGCGGGGGUCGCUGCUGCCGUGGGGGGUGGACUGCUUGGUUUUGCCGGAGGCAACCUGAUCCAACGGAAGAGGAAAGAAAGUAUCGCCCUGAAGCUACAACAGCUUAAGAGCAACAACAACAGUAAGAACGACACUCAGUGACACACUCAAGCACAUUUGUUUUUGUAGAGGAGGCCACGAGACGGCGGAGUUGGCGACCCACGCGCAUUCUGAAAUAAACACCAGACGCUCAAUGCACAUAAAACAACCACAACUGCAGAAUAACUCCUACACGCAGUGCAAACAUGCAUAUGCGACAUGCUACAACGAGUGGACUUGCUAAUUUUCCUUUUGCCUUAAUUCAUCAUUUAUUUCUAUGCCAAAGCAAACAAGGCCUUAUUCCAUCAUCUGACAUGCUGCCGAUCAGCUGAUCAACCUUUGUAGCGGUAAUGUUACUGUAGGUGUUAGAGGUGGUUAGAGAUCAUAGAUUAUUGUUGUAUAAGAGUGUCAACUAUAUUACAUUAAGAUUUGUUAUGCAUACUGAGGAUUUGCAGUAGGUGAUAUGGUUCUGUUUACUACAAUUAUGUAAAUUUUUUGUGCUAAAAUUGUAAAAGUUAUUGCAGAAUUCCAUGAUAAACACUUAAAAUGCCCCUGUGCAGUAUUGUAACUAUGAUGGAUUUCUUUUUAAUUCUGUUCAUGGUUUAUGAGUAGAUAUAAAUGAUACGUUGCACAAUAGUGAGAAAUUCAGUACACUGUGAAUGAACUAUUAAUACACAUCAUUAUCAAUGAAAAUUUAUGAAGUUAAAAUUAUGAUACAGUUUCCAUAGUCUGACGAGCUCAUUGUGUCUAGACCAUGGAUACUUACUUUGCCUUAACUUUUGAUGAAUGAAAUAUUUCAGAUAUCUAAUAAUGUCUCAGGCUGCUAAAAAUAAAUGAAAUUUGAAUAACACUUAA